UUUUUCGUUUUUAUUAGAGAACAACUUACAUUUCAAGCCAGCAUUUGCUUUUUUCUCUCUUCCAUUCGCUUCCCUUUUUCACUGUAGCUGUAAACCCGUUUGUUCUGCUUGUUGCUUAACCCUUUUACCGAUUUUUUUUUCUUUUCUUUUCCUUUCUUCAACAUUUGGUCCUACCCUCCCAACAAACGACUUGUGCAAUGAAAAGAUAUGCUCAAUCCACCUCGAAAAAUUUCAAUACAGGUGCCUGAAACUUCCAUCAAGCCACGGAGCCGAUUCUCACAACUGGAAGAUGCAGUCAUCUGCGAAGGGGUUGCCAAAGGAUUGUCUUGGGGAGAAAUAUCUGCUCAAUUACCCCAUCGCAAGCGUGCUACUUGUUUCAAUCGAUAUUAUACUUUGAUGGGAAAGCGUAGACCCCAUAAAAGGAGAGCUUCCUCGGUUGAUAGUACAGCAACAUCUUCAUCCCCUCCAUCACCACCGCUAACACCCGAUGCUAUUAAUCAUAAUUUUGAGACAGCCAUCCGCAAGAAAACAGUCCAUCCUCCACCAUCAUCAUCCGAUACACCAAUACAAUCUUACCAUCGUCACAUAUCUGCAUAUAUUUACAAAAAGUCAACAGCUGGACAAACAAAACCUUACAGUAGUUUGUUCAGACGAAAAUCAACGGGUUUCUGAUCAAAUAUGUAAAUGGACGAAAAAUGAAAGAACAGAAUACUUUUGUAUACCCCACAGCAGCAGCCUU
Messenger RNA from Umbelopsis ramanniana AG, 739 nucleotides. RefSeq lists its product as uncharacterized. The transcript has 3 exons. The record is from RefSeq and is a predicted model, not a curated record. Bases 208 to 672 code for a protein of 154 amino acids. Lineage: Eukaryota; Fungi; Mucoromycota; Umbelopsidomycetes; Umbelopsidales; Umbelopsidaceae.